AUGAAUGCGGCAACACUUUCGGCAGAACAAUCUGACAGGGCUUUCGAUUCGGGCCACUUCGUCAGGUAUUCAACCGCUACAACCAACAUUUAUGAAGCUUUCUAUGGACCAAAACUCGCAGGGAAUCUGAUUGAA
Messenger RNA from Racocetra persica, 135 nucleotides. The record is from the annotation of a GenBank genome assembly. Lineage: Eukaryota; Fungi; Glomeromycota; Glomeromycetes; Diversisporales; Gigasporaceae.